Messenger RNA from Closterium sp. Yama58-4, 3729 nucleotides. The record is from the annotation of a GenBank genome assembly. NCBI's taxonomy places the organism in Eukaryota, Viridiplantae, Streptophyta, Zygnematophyceae, Desmidiales, Closteriaceae.
AUGCUCGUGUCGGCUUCCAUGGCGUAUGCCACUGCGCAAGUCCAGGCGGAUAUCCUGGCGGGAAUCCCGGGGGAGCGGGAGCGGAGGAUCGACGCGGAAUUUGUAACCCGAGAGCUCGGGGAACUCGAAUUCGCCGCAUACUCCCCCGCUUCGAGCCUCUCCUCGUCUGCGCGACCAGUGCCGUUUCCGCGCAACGCCAUUCCAUCUCUUGACCUCGGCCCGCUGUCGUCGAAGGCGGAUGCGCGCAACCCGCCGGCCAAGGUCGCGCGCGGCAGAGCGGGAGAUUCGGCGGAGAAGCCAAAGCUGACUGGGCGGGAAGGCGCGGGGAAAGGGACUGUGCGGGAAGGGACGUUCGGGGGUGAAGCGGGUGUGAAUUCGAGAGAGAUUAAGAAAGAAAGGUUCCCCAGCGAAGGCGAAUCUUUCCCGAAAACUCUUCGCACAGGUGGUUACUUUGAUUGCGAAGAUGAAGUGGAUAUGCUUCGACACAAGCUAGAACCAUCUACCGAGGAGGACAUUAACGCUAAAACGGUUCAUCGUAAGGAGAUCGACGGCCAAAGGCUUAAACUGGUUUUGGCGGACGAGGAGGAGUCGGAUGCGGAAGGACCAGUGAGUGCGCGGAAGGAGGGGGAGCUGGCGGCGGAAGAAACGGCGGAGGUAACAAUUGCGGAACGAGACGCGGAGACCGACACGGAGACGAAGGAGACGCGGCUUCGUCGAUUCCUCGAUGACUCCGUUGACUGCGUUGACUGUGCUGAACCUGCUGAUUAUGUUGACGGCUCCCAAAUUGGAAAUUCAGCCGGGCCGGAAGCCGUUUCCGCUGCUGCAGCUGCUGAUGCUCCAACCAAGCGGACACGGAAGAAUGCGCGGAAGGCUCGCGGGAAGAAGGGGGCAAAGAAGUCCGCGGGAAAGAAACAAAGCCACGGCGUUGCGGAAAACGAACGGCGAGCGCAGCAUCCCGACGCAGCGACGGCGGCAGUCGAGGCGCAUGCUGACGUGGCUUCCGAACCCACAGCGACGAGGGGACCAAGCGGUUUGCUGGCGUCUCCGCUGGCGUCGGCUGCGGAGUCCGCACCGGCGGAAAGAACUAACGCGGAGGCGGAAAGAAGCGCGGGAGGGGACAGCGAGCAAGAAAUUGCGACUGAAAAAGUAACGGGCGGACAAGACGCGGAGCUGGAUGCGGCGCGAUCGGGAGUUGCGGAAGGCAGCACGAUGGCGGAAAACAGCGGAGUGGCGGAAGGCAGCGCGGGGGCGGAAAACGUGGCGCAACGCCUGAACGUCCAAGGCGCGGGAACGGCGGACGAGGCAACACACGAACAUCGCCGUCUUACCGAGGUGACUAUUAGCGAAUCAUACGGUGAUGACGUGGAGGAGGAGCUGCGCACGUGUCAGGCGGGAAUGGCGGCGGAGGAGGAGGCGGAUAUCCGGCGGGAGCUGGAAAAUGCGCUGAUGCUUGGCUCGAGCGACGGGGAAGCGGGAGAGGCGGAAGCUGAGCAGAACUGGGGAGAAGGAAAACGAGGAGAAGACGGAGGAGAAGGAGGAGGAAUAGGAGAGGAAAGAAUGGGGGAAGGAGAGGGAGUAAGAGAAGCAGAAGGAGAGUUGAUUUUUGAGGAUUGCGUUGAGAAUGGAGAAGGAGAGACGAGGGAGACGGGGGAGCGUGAGCGGGGUUCGAUUGUGGUCGUUGGUGGAGAAAUCGAAGGUGAGGGUAGCGAGUGUGACGAUAAGGAUGCGUUUCUGGAAAUCGAUUUGAUUGCGCUGCAGGAGGAGGCGGAGAAGGCGGAAGAGGCGGAAGAGGCGGAAGAGGCGGAAGUAGCGGAAGAAGCGGGAGAUGAAGAGGAGGAAGACGAGGAAGACGAAGAGGAGGACGGGACGGCGGGAAUCGCGGAGGAUGGUGCGGAGGAGGCCAAGGGUGACCAAGAGGAGGAUACGAUACUGAUCGAUGGAGCGGGAGCGGAAGCAGAGGCGGAAGCGGAAUCAGAAGCGGAAGCGGAGGCGCCAUGCGAAGAUGAGGGCGCCUCGGGAAAUGCGGCGGAAGCAGAGGCGCUGCAGCAGGAGGAGGAGAGAAUUGAGGCUGAGGCCACUUCUGGAAAAGAGGAAGCGGGAGAAGCGGAUAAUAAGCGGGAAAACGGAGAAAUUAAUUUUGUGGAAGGGGAGGACCCGGAAUGUGUCUUUGAUGCGCCUCGAGAGCGAUUUCGUUCUCCGGAGCAGGCUGAUAUUCCGGAGGGGGGAAGCGGGGCUCAUCUUGCGGAGGUGGAGGAGGACGCGGAGUGGAUUGCGCUGCUCGAGGAGAGCCUGGCGGAACGCGCGCGGGAGCGGCAGCGGGAGGCGGUGGAACGAGAGGCGGCGGAACGAGAGGCGGCGGAACGAGAUGCCGCGCUGAUUGCGGGUGGCGGUGGUGUGAAUCCCUUUGCGAUAGCGCCGGGGGAGAGCGAGGCGGAGAGCGAGGCGGAGGUGGAGGCGGAGGGGGAGGCGGAGGGGGAGGCGGAGGGGGAGGCGGAGAGCGACGAGGAGAGUGAGCCGGCGAGCGAGGCGGAAGAAAUCGAGAUGAUUAGCCCGAGAAGAAGCGCGCCGAGCGGCGGAUUUGCGCUCGCCGCUCCGACUUGUGAGGGGAUAUCGGUUGGUGAAGAGGAGAGUGUGGACGGCGAUAGUGACGUGGAGGAGGACGAGAGUGACGUGGAUGAGGAGCAGAGUGACGUGGAGCAGAGUGAUGCAGAGGAAGACGAGAGUGACGUGGAGGAGGAUGAGAGUGACGUGGAGGAGGAUGAGAGUGACGUGGAGGAGGAGCAAAGUGACGUGGAGGAGAUCGAGAUGAUCAGCAAUCCGCGGAGUAUGGGGGGAAGCGAGAGGCGGAGUGAGAAGGCGGGAGGAGAGUUUGCGGGUGAAACCAUUGGAGGCUAUGGGGUUGACGAGACUGAUGAGACCGAUGAGGUGGAGAUGAAGGGACGGGGAGAAGAGGAGGAGGAGAAAGAGGAGGAAAAGGAGAAAGAGGAGGAAGAGGAGGAAGAGGAGGAAGAGGAGGAAGAGGAGGAAGAGGAACGGGAGAGAGAGGAGGGGGAGAACGAAGUGGAGGAGGAGGAGGGAGGCGGGGAAGCAGCUGUGACUGUGUCUUCGCGCUUCCCUUCGCCCCUCCCUUCGCCACACCACUCCGACGCCUCGUGUCGGUCAGCUGGGUCAAAGCACUCGGUCAAGUCAAUCCAGUCAAGGCGAUCAGCAAACUCUCGGACUUCACGCGCAUCUCAAGAGUCCAAAAAGUCAACGGGGUCAAACGAAUCAGAAAGAUCCCAAAAGUCAAUCCAGCCAACGCACUCCAAGGCGUCAAUCCGAGAAGCUGCCGCCCAGCCUGACCCUGCUUCCACCACUUGUGCCGCCCAGCUUGACCCUACCUCCGUCACAGCUGCCGCCCGCACAUUCCCUCUCUUCACCACGAUGACGUCAUCACCCGUGGCUGCAACUGCUGGCCGUACCGAGCCCUUCUCCCUGCCGGCCUCUGCUGAUGUAGCAGUAUUUAGGUUCGGGAUAUACGGUAUCUGUGCAUUGCAAAACCCACUGAUGCUUUACCAGGUCAUUCACACACCUGUUCUCCUCUCUCUCUGCUCGCCUCUCUUCCGUCUGCCCCUACUCUGCCCACCAGUGCGGCCGGCCGUCAUACUUCUCGCGUACUGGCGGGCCAUUUGCAACAGCACACGACCAGCCUUCCUCUUCCGCAAGGCAAUCAAAUCCACACCGGAAUAA